AUGCGUCUUUACUACGUGCCACUCCUAGCAGCAGCUGCUCUACCUGCAGGUGCUCGUGGCCGUCAAGCUAUUGUCGAUGCUCCAAAAGCAUGGCACCAGGCCGUGUCUCCCACACUGGAGAAAGGUGUCAAGGGAAGGCGUUUGCGCACCUACGACGAAUCCGACGACGACUCCGACGACCGCUACUACGACCCUUACAACCACAACAAGGGCGAUUAUAGUGACCACAGCAGUGACACGGUCAACAACAAUCACGACAAUGUCAUCAGAAACGCCUUCUAUAACUGGGAAGAAGAUAGGUCCAUCUUUUCGGAUUCCAAGGACACGAAAAUAGGCGAUGGCGAAGAUGAAGGUGAAAGCGAAAGCUCAAGUGCAUCCAGCUCCGACAUAUCGUCGAUGAUGCCGUCAAACGGUGCGCCGCUGGUGGUCCCUGCUAAACGACGCGAUCGCUUGGACGACUCUGUCAAGCGGCUGACGAACUCCGUUGCUGACGAAAAGGUAGCAAACAACUAA
Molecule: messenger RNA, 513 nt
Organism: Peronospora matthiolae
Lineage: Eukaryota; Oomycota; Peronosporomycetes; Peronosporales; Peronosporaceae
Source: the annotation of a GenBank genome assembly